GUUUUGUCAAGAUCUGCAGGGUCAGACCAUUUUUCAGCGUUACAAGCGUGUUGGGAGGUCAGCCUAGUGCUCUGCGCAGUUUAGAUUCAGACACAGCAACAAGAGCUCACUCUGGAUUGGAGCUAAGUGCUUAUUCCAGUAUUCUGGAAUGAGGUUUAAUCAUACAGCGUUUAGACUCCUUAACAUCUCUGUGGGACUGGGCCAUCUACAUCUAGAUGCUCUGUGCCAUCUUCACAUUUGCGUGUCAGAGUUAACAUUAGCAAAGGAGCAAAUUUUAUCUGCCUUUUAUGGCAUGAUCCUGGUCAGACAUCCUAAGAUUAAUGAAAACUAUGAUAGGUUUUUGGUAGAUGCGUUUGGCUUCUCCUGGACGUGCUGAGUUGAUGGUGGUCUUCCUGUUUUGAGGUGUGGACGCCCAGUAACUGUUUGGUCUGUUUCCAGUCAUGUUUGAAUUCCUCCAAAGGCUAAACAAGCUUCAGUGCAGGAUAUCUCCAUUGGUAUCACCUGCCCAUUUCCACCACCUCCUCUGUGCCAGCUGUAGCACUCUCUGGCAAUGUAAUAACUUGCAUCAGGAACCUGAUCUGGCCAGAAACUCCUUUUCUGGGUCAAUUUAUGGCUGGACCAGUUUCCUGAUGUAGGUAAUUGCAGAGCCCCAGACCUGCUCAAGUCAAUACCUGGAGAGCAAAAGGGAUGAACAGCCAGUGGCAGGGGCAGCUGCUUCAACUACAGAAUGAAUUUGUGCAGCAUAAAAUGAUUCACAGCCUGUUUCUUAUAAACUGUACUGGUGAUAUAUUCUUGGAGAAGCACUGGAAGAGCGUUGUGAGCCAAUCUGUGUGUGAUUAUUUCUUUGAAGCUCAGGAGAAAGCAAUCGAUGUUGAGAAUGUGCCUCCUGUCAUCUCAACGCCACAUCACUACCUCAUCAGCAUCUAUCGGGAUAAAAUCUUCUUUGUGUCUGUCAUACAGACAGAAGUGCCACCACUCUUUGUAAUUGAAUUUCUACACCGAGUAGCAGAUACUUUCCAGGAUUACUUCGGCGAAUGUUCUGAGACUGCAAUUAAGGACAAUGUAGUUAUUGUGUAUGAACUUCUAGAAGAAAUGUUAGACAAUGGCUUUCCACUGGCAACAGAAUCCAACAUACUGAAGGAGCUGAUUAAGCCUCCCACAAUUUUGCGCUCCGUCGUCAACUCCAUCACAGGCAGUAGUAAUGUGGGUGACACACUUCCCACCGGACAGUUGUCCAACAUCCCUUGGCGCAGAGCAGGCGUAAAAUACACCAACAACGAAGCCUAUUUUGAUGUCAUCGAAGAAAUCGAUGCUAUUAUAGACAAGUCAGGUUCCACAGUCUUUGCAGAAAUCCAGGGCGUUAUUGAUUCAUGUAUUAAGCUCUCAGGAAUGCCAGAUCUUUCUCUUUCAUUCAUGAACCCACGGCUGCUGGAUGACGUCAGCUUCCAUCCCUGUAUUCGGUUCAAACGCUGGGAGUCUGAGCGAGUCCUGUCGUUUAUUCCUCCUGACGGGAACUUCAGACUGAUCUCCUACCGUGUCAGCUCUCAGAACUUGGUGGCAAUUCCUGUAUAUGUGAAACACAUGAUCAGUUUUAAGGAAAAUAGUUCUUCGGGAAGAUUUGAUGUUACCAUUGGACCAAAACAGAAUAUGGGGAAAACAGUAGAAGGAGUUGUCAUGACCGUUCACAUGCCAAAGGCCGUACUUAAUAUGAACCUCACUGCUACACAGGGCAGCUACACGUUCGACCCUGUUACUAAAGUGUUAACAUGGGACGUUGGCAAAAUUGCCCCUCAGAAGCUACCAAACCUGAAGGGCAUAGUGAACCUGCAGUCUGGAGCUGCCAAGCCAGAGGAGAAUCCAAGUUUAAACAUCCAGUUUAAGAUACAACAGCUUGCAAUUUCAGGACUGAAAGUGAAUCGCCUAGACAUGUAUGGAGAAAAAUACAAGCCUUUUAAAGGUGUCAAAUAUAUUACAAAAGCAGGAAAAUUCCAAGUCAGGACAUGAGAAGAUGUUCUACUUCCAAGAGGAAAUUCUCCCUUAAAAAAAAAAAAGCAAACCACUUGACUGCUUAGUGACUUAUGUUGCUAUUAAUUAGGUGCCAAUUAAUUAAUAGACAUUGAUUAGUUUGGGAUCAAAGCAUUUGUGCACAGCAGCUCUUAAAACGAAAGCGUAGCUUAGUUUUUCUUAAUAUGCUUUAAAAUAAGGUACGUUUUUUUCUAAUACACCUUCACUCUUUUUUUACCGAAUUGUUGCGCUGGUGAAUAGUUUGAUAUAGGAGAUCCACAAAACGUCGCAAACGCUACACUGCCAGUCAGAUACCAAAGCCCAGAGGCCAAGCACAGUAUGACGGGCCAGGCAGGCCACUGGCAAAGUCUCGUGGUGGCACAUUCUGCUGCUGCAGCCGCCUGCAAAGACAGCUCAGCUAUUCUCACAGCCAGCGGCACGCUGGCACGCCCCAAAGCAUCACGUAAUCCCUUCGGAGAGAGCAAGCAGCGGCGAGAGGGGCAGGGUCCCGCGGGGGCUGGGGACAGAGCAAGCGUCACUCCUGAGAAAGCUUCUGAUGAAGAAAAAAGUAAUUUCCUUGUUGUUUACAAGAAAUCGCCUGUCUUAAGAAGCAUUUGCCUUAAUCAGCUUUCAUUUGUGCCAUCUGCAGAUGAGCUGAUAAAAAUAACAUUCUGCAUUAAAUCUGGGAGGUGAUUGUUGCUUCAGUAAUCCACUUUCUUUCCACUCGGUCUCAUCUUCGCCAUCAUCUUUUUAAGAAUACGGUUGCAGAGAGUAUGAUCUAUUUUUAUGUGAAGCCUUAGCUUUGAUUUCCACGUUCCACUUGCUCGCGGUGGAUGCCACCGGAUUUGUGCCACGCGUACAGUGGAGCGUAGCUUGUUAGGUAGCACAGUAGAAGCGUCAAGUGUAUUUAAUGGUUGUGUGCUUUAAUGUUAUGAAAUAAAGGGAACUCUACUGCAAAUA
Molecule: messenger RNA, 2964 nt
Organism: Phalacrocorax carbo (great cormorant)
Lineage: Eukaryota; Metazoa; Chordata; Aves; Suliformes; Phalacrocoracidae
Source: RefSeq, a predicted model, not a curated record